This is a messenger RNA of Equus caballus (horse), 2635 nucleotides long. It is a transcript of the gene C9, whose product is annotated as complement C9. Lineage: Eukaryota; Metazoa; Chordata; Mammalia; Perissodactyla; Equidae. Gene Ontology annotation, biological process: complement activation. Gene Ontology annotation, cellular component: membrane attack complex. Gene Ontology annotation, molecular function: protein binding. The record is from RefSeq and is marked validated.
GGCCGUUCCACGGGGGCUGCCGCACUAGAGCAUGUCUGCAGGCCGGACAUUCGCCUUUGCCAUAUGCAUUCUAGAAGUGAGUGUCCUGACAGCCGGGCCCACUCCCAAUUAUGCCCCAGAGCCAGAACAACAGAGUGGCACUCCAUUGCCCAUAGACUGCAGAAUGAGCUCCUGGAGCGGAUGGUCGGAAUGUGACCCUUGCCUCAGACAAAUGUUUCGCUCAAGGAGCAUUGAAGUCUUUGGACAAUUUAAUGGGCAAAGGUGCGUUGAUGCUGUGGGAGACAGACGACAGUGUGUGCCCACUGAGGCCUGCGAAGAGGUUGAGGAUGACUGUGGAAAUGACUUUCAGUGCGGUACAGGCAGAUGCAUAAAGAAGCGACUUCUGUGUAACGGUGACAAUGACUGCGGAGACUUUUCAGAUGAGGAUGAUUGUGAAAAUGACCCCCGUCCCCCAUGCCGGGAGAGAGUGGUGGAAGAAUCUGAGCUGGCGCGGACUGCAGGCUACGGGAUCAACAUCUUAGGGAUGGAUCCCCUAAGCACACCUUUUGACAACGAGUACUACAAUGGACUCUGUGACCGAGUUCGGGAUGGAAACACCUUGACCUACUACCGCAAACCCUGGAACCUGGCUUCUUUGGCCUACGAAACCAAAGCUGAUAAAAAUUUUAGAAUUGAACAUUAUGAACAACAGAUUCAAGCAUUCAGGAGUGUCAUCGAAGAGAGGAGGUCACAUUUUAAUGCAGAUUUCACACUAAAAUUUACACCUACUGAAGCAAAAAAGUGUAAACAGGAACCUGAAGAAUCCUGUAAUGGAACAGACUCCUCAGAAAAUAGAAUAUUUCGAUUUGCAUACUCCAAAAAUGAAACUUACCAACUGUUCUUGUCAUAUUCUUCUAAGAAGGAAAAAAUGUUUCUGCAUGUGAAAGGAGUAAUUCAACUGGGAAAAUUUGUGAUGAGAAGUCGGGAUGUCGUUCUGACAACAACUUUCUUGGAUGAUAUAAAAGCUCUGCCAACUGCCUAUGAAAAGGGAGAAUAUUUUGCAUUUUUGGAAACCUAUGGCACCCACUACAGUAGCUCUGGGUCUCUAGGAGGCCUCUAUGAACUAAUAUAUGUUUUGGAUAAAGCAUCCAUGGACCAGAAAGGUGUUGAACUGAGGGACAUACAGAGAUGCCUUGGGUUUAAUCUGGACUUAUCUCUGAAGGAUAAAUAUGAAGUCACAGCAAAGAUUGAUAAAAAUGAUUGUUUAAAGAGGAAUGAGAAGGAAAUUGUAAACAUCAUGGAUGGUAGCCUCAUAGAUGAUGUUAUUUCACUCAUAAGAGGAGGAACCAGAAAAUAUGCGUUUGAACUGAAAGAGAAGCUUCUCAAAGGAGCCAAGACGGUUAAUGUGACUGACUUUGUAAAUUGGGCCUCUUCCUUAAAUGACGCUCCAGUGCUCAUAAGUCAAAGACUGUCUCCUAUAUAUAAUCUGAUUCCAGUGAAAAUGAAAGACGCACACCAAAAGAAACAAAAUUUGGAAAGAGCCAUUGAAGAUUAUAUCAAUGAAUUCAGUGUAAGAAAAUGCCAUCCUUGCCAAAAUGGAGGUACAGUGAUUCAGAUGGACGGACAAUGUUUGUGCUCUUGCCCAAUCGCAUUUGAGGGAAUUGCCUGUGAAACCGGAAAGAAAAAGAUCUCUUAAGGAUGGCCAGACCAGAAAAACAGAGCUGUUGCUUCCCUGGGAUUGUAUGGAAAGAAAAACAUCAGGACCUUCCAAGUUAAGACCCUGCCCUUGGAGAUAAUUCUUGCUGCCAAAUGAAAAGCAAUAAGCUUCGUGAAAAUCCUGCCAAUGUCUGAAGUCUCCUCUCUCUUAGAUCCACAAUGCUUCUUUUCCUCCUUGAACUUCUAUGAUGUUUCCAUUUUUUAAUUCCCUAAUAAGGAGCGUCAGCGCUGAAAUAUGCCAGGACUGCUUUCUCCCACAGGCAAUGCCAAUCUCUUGCUAACAAAACAAAAUUAAGUUUAAAAGAGGAUGUUGGUUAAAAACACUUUAAAGUAAUUACCAAAGUGCUUUGUAUGGUUAAUAUCUUCUGCCAAUUCCAUUACCACGAGUCUGUGCCAUUUGCUUUCUCUCUUGUUUACAUAGUUGUGUCUUGUUUGGUCAUUUUGUUGACACGGGCAUGCAUUCAUUGGGCAAGUAACUACCGGGCACCCACCACAGGCACAGCACUCUGCUCAUUAGUCUUAGCUCUCCACUUUAGCUCUACGUCUCCAAGGGAAAAACCAUUUUGUAUUUGUAACCAAGAUGUAUUAGGUUAAAUCAUGUGAAAUUGCCUCUAUUCAGUCAUAUUUAACCACCACAACAAAAAAACCAGCAAUUUCAUAUGAUCCAACUUAAUAUCUAGCUUUAUGAAUUGUAUAAGGGAGGCUACCCACAUAAGAAGAUGAUUAACUGGCUGCACAAUUUUAUCCAUUAGAUAGUAUAGUACUUAAGACCUGAGAGCUUUUGAAAAGGUCUGAGAACCCUAUAAAAAGAAAAUAAAAGGAAAAAAAGGGGCCAAAACACAAAGGGAAAAAUGCAAAAUCAAAAUUAACAAAUGUUUAAUUAAAUGUCAACAUGUGUCAAGUCAGCUUCAUUCAUUGUUAUUCUUAUUAUUAAUAAACA